AUGCUGGGACUUAGAAACGUAAAAAGCCGUAUUCAUCGCUUAUGGAAUAUCACACAAACUGCUUUUCCAAAAACACAAUCGAAAAUUCCUCCCAACUACAGUUAUAUUAAACGUUUUCAGAGUUCAACUGUGAAUUCAACCUCGAGAAGUAUGGAGAAAAUCAAAAACCGUUUGGCUCAAGAGAGAUCGCCUUACCUCUUGCAGCACGCCGAAAAUCCAGUGCAAUGGUAUCCAUGGGGUGAUGAAGCAUUUGAAAAAGCUCGUUCCGAGAAAAAACUUAUUUUUCUAUCUGUUGGUUAUUCAACUUGUCAUUGGUGCCAUGUUAUGGAACAUGAGUCAUUUGAAAACCAAGAUGUUGCAGCGGUCAUGAAUGAACACUAUGUGAACAUUAAAGUGGAUCGAGAAGAACGACCCGAUGUAGAUCAGCUGUACAUGACUUUUGUUCAGGCGGCGUCUGGUCAAGGAGGAUGGCCCAUGAGUGUAUUUUUAACACCUGAUUUGAAACCAAUUGGUGGUGGAACAUAUUAUCCACCUGAAGAUGCAUAUGGACGUCCUGGAUUUAAAACUAUUCUUUUACACAUGGCUAAAAGGUGGAAAAGUGAUUCAAAGUCCAUGUUGGAAAAUAGUUCAAAAAUGAUGAAAAUACUUAAUGAUACUACAGCUUUUGAUAUACAACUUGGGACUGAACUUUCUAAUAUUAUGAAACCUAAUCCUAAAACAUGGAUAACAUGUUACUCACAACUUCAGAGAAUUUAUGAUGAUGAAUGGGGUGGUUUUGGUAUGCCACCUAAAUUCCCUCAGCCAACAAUAUUAGAUUUUCUAUUUCACAUAUCAUAUAAAAUGUCAAAAUCGUCUGAGGGGAAAAAGAGCUUGGAAAUGGCAUUAGAAACUUUGCAAAAAAUGACCAUGGGUGGCAUACAUGACCAUAUUGGCCAAGGUUUCGCUAGAUAUUCGACAGAUGAGAAAUGGCAUGUACCACAUUUUGAAAAAAUGUUGUACGAUCAAGCACAGUUGGCUGUGUCAUAUACUACAGCUUUCCAAAUAACCAAACAUGAACAGUAUUCAGAUGUUGUUCAUGAUAUCUUACAAUAUGUCAGUAGAGAUUUAAGUCAUAAGCUAGGUGGAUUUUAUAGUGCUGAAGAUGCAGAUUCACUACCUGCAGUUGAUUCUACUAAAAAACGUGAAGGUGCUUUUUGUACUUGGACACAAGAAGAAGUAAAGACACUCUUAGACCAACCACUUGAUUCAAAACCUGAUAUUAAGCUAUCUGAACUAUUUUGUUGGCAUUUUAGUGUCUUACCUAAUGGUAAUGUUCGACCAGACUCGGAUCCUCAUGGAGAGUUAUUAGGUCAAAAUGUGUUAAUAGAGUUCAGAAGCAAGGAAAAUACUGCUAAGAAGUUUCAAAUAACUGUGGAAAAUGUAGAAAAAGAACUUAAAAUUGCAAAAAGCAUAUUAUUUGAAGCACGAAAAAAAAGACCUCGACCACAUUUAGAUAAUAAAAUAAUAACUUCAUGGAAUGGGCUUAUGAUAACAGCAUAUGCAAGAGCAGCAUCAGCAUUAAAUGUGGAAGAAUAUAAACAAAGAGCUAUUAAAGCCGCGGAAUUUCUUAAAACACAUGCGUGGAACAAUAGUGUAUUGUUACGAUCGUGUUAUGUAAAUGAAAAUGGAGAUAUCGCUAACAUAGAAAAACCCAUUGCUGGUUUCCUCAAUGACUACGCUUUUCUCAUACGUGGUCUUCUAGAUUUGUAUGAAUGUACACUACAGUCUAAAUGGUUAAAAUGGGCUGAUGAACUGCAAGAACAGCAAGAUGAGUUGUUCUGGGAUAAGGAGAAAUUUGGAUACUAUUCUUCAUCUGACAAAGAUCCCAGUAUCAUUUUGAGGUUCAAGAGUGAUCAUGAUGGAGCUGAACCUUCUGGUAAUUCAAUAUCGGCAUUAAAUCUAUUAAGACUGUCAAUAUUGACUGAAAAAUCUGAAUACCGUUCUAAGAUUGAUCCUUUAUUUUUGGCAUUUGCUGGCCGUUUGUCUAGCAGUUCAAGUGCUUUACCAGCAUUAGUGUCCGCUCUUACUCUACAUUGUGAUUCAAUCACUUCUGUAUACGUUACUGGUGAUUUGGAUAAUCCUGAAUUAGAAGCACUAUUAUCUGCAAUCAGACAGCGUUAUAUGCCUAAUCUUGUAUUAGCUCUUGCUGAUGAAAACUCUUUAUCAGAACUAGCAAAAGGCUUAGCGAUUGCGGAAAAUGGUAAAGUUGCUGCAUAUGUAUGUAAGAAUAAUACAUGCAAUUUACCAGUACAUAGCACAGAAGAAUUAAUUGCCUUAUUAGAUGGGAAAGUGGAAAGCCCAGCUAGCAACUAG
Molecule: messenger RNA, 2352 nt
Organism: Macrosiphum euphorbiae (potato aphid)
Lineage: Eukaryota; Metazoa; Arthropoda; Insecta; Hemiptera; Aphididae
Source: the annotation of a GenBank genome assembly